AAAUCCCUGCAUGUGCGUGUUUAUUACAGUCCUAUUCACAAGAUAUGAAUGUGAUACACAGUACAAGGUUAUCCAGCCGUGAAAUGAAAUUUGACCAUUUGUUGCAACUUGGAGGUUUUGGAUGUUAAGUGGAAUGUGUCAGGCACCAAAGGACAAAUGCUGAAACUGCAUGCUCUCACUUAUAUGUCGCUGCAUUGACUUUGCCAGGGGAAAUGUGGAGGAAAAUGUCUAUUCACCCGGGACAGAACAUCUGGGACAGAUCUAAGUAAUGAUUCCACUUAAGUCCAACUUAGUAAACCAAUGAGGUUACUGGUUUAUUUAUUAUAGGAGCACAGGUGAGGGGUUACUUACGGGAGCUUGGGUGACUCAAAGACAGCUUCAUCACCAAAAGGUCCUACUUCAUGAGUGGUGACUUUAGGGAAGUUGUAUGGGGGUGACUAGAAUUCCAGGCUAAGAUCCCAUGACAUACUCCCGUUUUUUCUAGGGUGUGGUAGCAGUCCCCUUACUGUUCCCAUAGACCUAGUUAUCACUUAUUGCUCGGUACCACUGCCAUGACUAUGAGGCCAAAGUUAUUUCUGCUCCAAAGUGGUCAUGGGUUAACCAUGUUUUGGCUGUUGGAAGAACUGAUACGGUGACAUGUGUAGAGGUUAAAGAGUGCCUCUCCCGAGAGCACAGAGUAGGACAGCUGUUACCAGAGCCUGGGGCAGACACGAGGGAGGAUGGGAUGUAGAGAGAUGGUUAAGAACAGGUGCAGCUGGAUAGGAGGACGAACUGGCACUGCUUUGAACAGCAGGCGAGGAUAACGGUGCCUGACAACAAUGUAUCGAAUUCAACAGCUAGGAGACAGGAUUGUAAACGCUCUGGAUGGAGACGAGCGAUGGCUGAGCCAAUCACGCUGAUCUAAUCAUCACUUAUGAGGUGGCACACUGCACCCCCACAAAUGGUGCAGCUAUUACAUGUAGAUAAAACACACUUGCAGACUCUUGAGAGAGGGCUGACAAGAAGACUCAGUAACUGUGCUUGCCUUGGAAGCCUGACUGAGUUUGAUCCUCACAGGAAACAGACUCUCAGCGGUUGUCUUCUGAGUUCACCUGCACUUCUCUAUCUUUCUUUCUCUUUCUCUCAGGAUGAUGAGAAUAAUGAUCCUGAGUGAACCGGAGAGCAGAGCGACCUUGUCUACGGAGGUAACUGAUGUUGAUGGAGGUGCGAGCCUUUUUGUUUGUUUGUUUGUUUUUCAGAGAGGCAAUUUACUAACAGAAAAUGACUGUGAAUUCUCUUCCUCAGAUGCUGUUAUAAACGAUGGGGUGAUAUCCCAUAGCAAACAGAAACUCUGAAGGCUGAUUGGACCCAGGGUCAGGGGUCUCGGUCUUGUUUCCUUCAGUGGUCUGGAGUUUGAGAUGCAGGGCAGUGAGAGCCAGCCGGGAGAAGACUCAUCCCAGGAAACCUUUACCUUUGUUUCCCAAGUCGCCAGGCAGAUGGAUUCUUGCUAGGAUCAAUGACACACAAAAGUUAUCUGAAAGGUGCAGAGAUGUGGCAGACACCAAAUACAUUUCCCUCAGCUGCUUAUCAAGAGGCGCAUCUGCUUUCCAUCUUUUCCUUCCAUUUUCUCGGUUAUGCGUUGUCUCCAGACUCCACUACCAAAUGAAAUCAGAACAGACCUUUACCAGUUUGGAAAACGGUGAGACCCUGUCUUAAAAUUGGAAAAAGGUCUGGGGACGUAGCUGAGGGGUGAACAGUUGCCUCGCAUCUGGAGGUCUGCAGGGUUCAGUUCAAUUCCCAGUACUAAGGAGAAAAAAGAAGGUACCGAUGAUAAUCAUUUUCUUCUCCUCCAAAACCUGCACUGCUUGUAGGGAGUCAGACCUUGCAGUGUAAGCUUGUCCUCAGCGUCGGGAGCUCUCCACUUGUCAAGUGGAGACUCAUCCCACUUUCUCCAGGUCCCGAGCCCAGGACGUAAGGACAGGUCUGCAAAACUCCUAGUAGUGUGUGUCACCCUUCCCAGGGCGCGCUGCCAAACCAAGGAGUGACUCUGCAGAGGUGGAAUUUUGGGCGUCUGAGGCGUGUGUUGGCGGAGCGGGGUCCCCCGGAGGACUGUGUCACCGGCAGGUGGCGCGCUAGCCGCAAGCCCCGCGGUGUUUUCCGAGCCAAAACUUGAACAGGACGUUAGUGCGGGUGUUGGAAACGAGCGGUUCCCGGGAGCCGAGCUGUUGGCUCCCGCGGAAAAGUGACGAGAGAAGGGAGCGGACACCCUGCUGGAGCGAUUCCACGAUUCGGACAUCGUGAGCUUCCUUCGGAAAGGCUUCGUGAGUGGGCUGCUUUCCAGUGCAUCUUUGAUAUCGUUUCCUAGACUCUGUUCCAUGAUUUAAUCUGGAGUUCUGAGAUGAAGAUGGAGGAGGCAGUGGGAAAAGUAGAAGAACUCACUGAGUCUGCAGCCCCACCAAAAGCAUCGGAACAAGAGACAGUCAAGGAGGAAGAUGGCUCUGUAGAACUGGAGUCUCAAGUUCCUAAAGACGGUGGAGCCGGCUCUACAGUUCUCUCUUCAAUGCCCUGUUUGUUGAUGGAACUGAGAAGGGACUCCUCAGAGUCCCAGUUAGCAUCCACAGAGAGUGACAAGCCCACGACUGGCCGAGUUUAUGAGAGUGACUCCUCUAAUCAUUGCAUGCUUUCCCCUUCCUCUAGUGGCCACUUGGCCGAUUCAGAUACAUUGUCUUCUGUUGAAGAGAAUGAGCCCUCGCAAGCAGAAACAACAGUAGAAGGAGAUACUUCAGGAGUGCCUGGUGCCACUGUUGGACGAAAGUCUAGGCGGUCCCGUUCCGAAAGCGAAACAUCUACCAUGGCUGCCAAGAAGAACCGGCAAUCCAGUGAUAAGCAGAAUGGCCGAGUCACCAAGGUUAAAGGUCAUCGGAGCCAAAAGCACAAGGAAAGGAUCAGACUACUGAGGCAGAAGCGGGAGGCUGCUGCAAGGAAGAAGUACAGCCUGCUGCAGGACAGCAGCACCAGUGACAGUGACCUGACGUGUGACUCCAGCACCAGUUCGUCAGAUGAUGAGGAAGAGGUUUCAGGGAGCAGCAAGACAAUCACGGCAGAGAUACCAGAUGGACCUCCAGUUGUAGCUCAUUAUGAUAUGUCUGACACCAGCUCUGACCCAGAAGUGAUAAAUGUGGACAAUUUAUUGGCGGCUGCAGUAGUCCAAGAGCACAGUAAUUCAGUAGGCGGCCAGGACACAGGAGCUACCUGGAGGACCAGCGAGCUUCUAGAGGCAGGUCAUUUGGAUCCAGGAUUCCUAGCAAGUGACAAAACGUCGGUUGGCAGCGCACCGCUUAAUGAAGAGAUUAACAUCGCCUCUUCAGACAGCGAAGUGGAGAUUGUGGGUGUCCAGGAGCAUGCAAGGUGUGCUCACCCCCGAGGAGGUGUGAUCCAGAGCGUUUCUUCCUGGAAGCAUGGCUCGGGCACACAGUACGUGGGCUCCCGGCCGACACAGUCAUGGACUGCUGUGACGCCCCAGCAGACGUGGGCUUCGCCAGCAGAGGUGGUCGACCUUACCUUGGAUGAGGAUGGCAGGCGUAAAUACCUUCUGUAGUGGAGUGCCACUGUCUCUGCACUGGUCCUUCCAGCCCUCCUCUCCGUGACAUGGAAGUUCAUUUCAUAGCUUCAGCUUCCUAAGCUGUUUGUGGCAUUUGUGGGAUGGAAAUUCAUGGUAGCUCCCCCUUUUUAUUAAAAUAAUUCACUUAGGAAAAUAACAGCACAGAGAAAUAAUUUUUUCUUUUCCUCAAUAACAAUAUGAGAAUGGUGGAUUUUAUUAGACAGCUUCAUUUUGCUUGGUGAUCUACCUUAAAGUCACCCUCCAUUUAGAAUAAUAUUUUACUUACUAGACAAAAUGGAUUUCAGGUUUUGAAUCUCAUAUUUAUUUUUCUGUAUAAUGAAAUUAAUAUCUAGAUGUGACCACUCUCUGUCACCUCAUUGUCACUCCUGGUCUCGGGCAUUUGCACACAGAUUAGUCAAGUUCUCCUCAUUGGCGCCUGGUAGGGCAUGUGCAUUUAGAAACCCCUUCCUUAGAUGUGGAGGACAGAAGUGUUAUAAAAUAUAUUUUUCUUUAGCUUACUUCUUCUGCCUUCUUUCCUGACAGCUCCUUGUUUGCCACAACACAGAUAUUUGAAAUGCCCCUUUUAUUUCCAAAUACUAUUAAGGGGACUCAGUUGGUCUCUUUGUUGCAAUAAUUCCUAAUUCUUGGAGAUUUUUCUGGAUAUCUGAAGAGUGCAUUGAGAGAUCAGUGGGAAAUCUGUAUCUUCCAACGUUUCCCUCCUGGUUUAUUCAAACAGUAAGCAGACAUGGAAAUCUGUUACUCAAGUAGGAAGGCUGUAAGAGGCAGAGUGGCAUCAAAGUCUGUAGGCACUUGCAAAUCUGAGCAGACAGUGCCUUUCCUCACAUCUGGUUGCUCCAGAGAGGGUGCGACCACUGUUUAACUGGACCCCAGGCUGUGUUUGUAAGUUUUCUUCUCUGCCUCCUAAAAGUAUGUAUUCAAGAGAAAUCAAAAUAUAUUGUAAGGAAUCGGAUGCAAAGCACAUCAACAGUACUGUAAGUCGCACAGUUUAAAGCAUUAGAACAGGUAAUAGAAACUUCAGGGAAUUUAGGAAAUGCCAGCGGAGGAACUCUGUCGCAUCAGUACUACCCUUUCCCUAUAAUGUUGUAGUUACUAGUGAAGUACUUUUAAAAAGCAAUACCUAGAAUUAGAACACGCUGUAUUGUGCACAGGGGGAGUGAAGUAAUAUUGGCCUGGAAGACUUCACGUGUUUUUGUUUCUGCUUCUGUUUUCAUUGUUACGUGCGGUGUUGCUAUGUCCUUUUGCCUCCCUCUUCAAACGCCUUGGUGGUUCCUCCUCAUUACAGGGUGAGACCCGCCAUUUUCAUUCAGUGCACACACACUGACCAGGGAUCCACUCUGCAUCCAGCACUGUGCAGGGUCGAUGCUGUGGAGGCCUGAGAGGAAUGAGGCACAGCCUGCCUGCAUGCUCCUGCAUGAGUCUGCCUGGCUCCAUCUGCCUGGCCUUUCUUUUUCCUUACACAAAUACAAGUUCACUCAUUCUUCUCCUUGUUAAUUGAGUUCUUUUGUAGACUCCUCCUGGAGGGCGUUUUUGAGCGCCUGCUUGUUGAUCCUUUCAGGGUGUCCUGCCCUCUGCUCACCAACUGCUCAUUUCCCCUUCAGUCUAUGGCUUUACUACUCACUAGGUUUUAAAAUCAUGAAUCUCCAGUUGUAGUGCAUUGAUCACUCUCACCUGGCCACAAUCCUAGAUAGAAACCAAAGACCCAGAGGCCAGAGCUAAACAGAGCUUCUGAAAAUUCACUGCUGGUAUAUCUUUGGACUUUCACAUCUUGCUUUAGGAUUAAUUUAUUGAGUUUUACUGUUACACAGUUUUUUGUUUUGUUUUUUUUUUUUACUUGAAUUAAAAUACUCAACAAAGGAGAAACAUAAUUUCUGGUCUGUGUUUUCCAGAAAAUCAUUGGUAAGAGAAUACAGUGGAGGGUAUGACUUGAAGUUUUUGCAGCUUAUCUCUCUCUUCCCCAGUGUCAGGGCACAGCCCACUUUAAAGAAUGUUUUUGCAUUACUUAUUUUCAUGUUAAUAAUGUUUUGUUCAAGUCUAUAUAGCAGGUGGUUUCCCUUGACAUUUUAUUUAGCCAUCCCCUGUCUUUGGGUGCACUGUGGACUGGGGACAGAAUGGAGUUGCAGCCAAACUCUUUUCUGGCCUUUUAUCUUAGGUUGCACACAGAUACUCCUGAUACAUGACCCUGACUACUUGACUUGGUGCACCGGAACGGAGAGUUAGACAUUAAUAUUCAAGGAAGUGAAGGCAUGCUUGAAGCAGUCUGCUCUCUCUAGCAAGUAUGGGACUUUCCCAUCUGAUGCCUAAUUAAGAGGGCAGUUGAACUCCUUGGUUAUUACUACAUCUAGGAGAGUGGAAAUGUGGUUUGUGGCAAGGUGUUACAAAUUCUGUGACAUACAACUCUUAGAACAUUUGAAAUUUCUCUGGAAGUAUUGUUUGCUAAUCAAACCUUUACAUUUGGUACCAUAAGGAGUUCUUUAUGCUUUGCCAAGACAUUGUGUGAGGGUGACAGUGGGAUCACAGAUUACCUUAUGCCACGAAUGUGAUUGAUUCCCUCCCCUCCAGUCUGAAGAAGCAGAAGCAGAAGCCUGGCUGUUUGUCACUGUGUCGGCUCUGCAGUUACAGAGCAGUGGUUCUCACUUGUGGGUCGUGACUCCUUUGGGGGUGAAUGGCUCUUUCACAGGGCUGCAGCAUUAGGAAGGUUGUAGACUGACUGGAUGAUGUCAGUGGCAAGGGAUUAGUCCUAGCAUGCGUUUGUCAGCACAGCUCUUAGCAUGACCUGCCCAGUUUGCCAGCUCAGUCAUUCGUUCACCUACUGUUAGCAAACUAGCACCACAAGGAAUUUAAGACAGAUGUUGCCUGCUUCUUUUGUCAUUGUGUCACAAGGCUUGCAAAAGCCUGGGGCACAGUUUAGUCUUAGUUUUGACUCCCCCCCCUUUUUUUUUUUAAAAAGGCAAAGAGCCGAACCCCAAUUCCUGUUGUCCCAUAUGUGUGUGAUGUGACUUCCAUGUGUAUAUAAAACUAUUGCACCCUAACCAAACUUCCUCAGACUGUGCACUGUUUGUUUAAAAUAAUCACGUAUUUUAGUUCAAUGCUGUUGUAUUUUUUCUUUUUAUUUAAAACACUACUUAUUCUCUAACAAAUUUCAAAGGGUAGAGAUCUUUAAAAAAAAUCACUGGAAACGAGGAAAUGCGUUUGUUGUUGCUUUGUUCUUUAAAGAGUGCAAAGGUCGUUGGCUCUUUUGCUCUUCUUACCUUGAACAUGAAUUGUCAGCCAUUGUGUGGCUAGGACCCAGUGCACUUGGUGUUCACAGACCUGCUGUUGCUGGCCUGAGCGUGGACUUGAUGCAGUGACGACAAAUCAUUGCGUAGAAGUAAUGUUUCCAAAUGUGCAACUCAAGUUUGUAAAUGAAAUUUGGUUCUUUACAUCAUUAUUUAGGUUUUGUUUCCAUUUAGUAUUUAAUGGUCUUUGGAGAAAAAAAUAAACAGAGUGUUAUAUAUAUAUUUUUUGGUGCAAGAUAAGAUUUUGUUUUUUGAAACAAGUCUGUAGCAUAAAGGUUAAACUAUUUUAAGAUAAAAUAAAAAUAGAGUGUAUUUAAACAA
Molecule: messenger RNA, 7197 nt
Organism: Rattus norvegicus (Norway rat)
Lineage: Eukaryota; Metazoa; Chordata; Mammalia; Rodentia; Muridae
Gene: Ark2n
Product: arkadia (RNF111) N-terminal like PKA signaling regulator 2N
Biological process (GO): negative regulation of DNA-templated transcription; negative regulation of viral life cycle
Cellular component (GO): nucleus; chromatin
Molecular function (GO): transcription corepressor activity
Source: RefSeq, a predicted model, not a curated record